Molecule: messenger RNA, 1644 nt
Organism: Plodia interpunctella (Indianmeal moth)
Lineage: Eukaryota; Metazoa; Arthropoda; Insecta; Lepidoptera; Pyralidae
Gene: Adat1
Product: Adenosine deaminase, tRNA-specific 1
Exons: 3
Coding region: 200-1423 (407 amino acids)
Biological process (GO): tRNA processing
Molecular function (GO): tRNA-specific adenosine deaminase activity; RNA binding
Source: RefSeq, a predicted model, not a curated record
CUUAAAAUAGGAAGUUCACAAACAAAAUAAUUCAAUCAGACCGUAUAAUGUAACCUAAUUUAUACAGCAAACCAACCGAAUCUAACUAAGCAGUUUAAAUUUAAAUUUAUUUUUUACAUUGUAUUUAAUUUUUUUCUGCUAUUGCAUUAUUAUAUUUAGUUAUUACUUAGUUUUAAUCGGUCAAGUAAUCAGUGAUCAAAUGUCUAAACUUAAAAUGUGUAAUGUGGAUGAAUGUGCUCAAUAUUGUUUGAAUUUAUUCGAAAAUCUUCCAAAAAGUGGGAAGCCCACAGAAAAUGAAUGGACUGUGUUGUCAUGUGUUCUGCAAUAUGACAGUAAUAUAGAUAAACUGGACGUGGUUUCCUUGGGCACUGGGUCCAAAUGUAUUGGAGCUUCAAAAAUGUCUCCAUCAGGUGAUAUCUUAAAUGACAGUCACGCUGAAGUCAUCGCUAGACGAGGAUUUUUACUCUAUGUUUAUGAUAAUAUUGAUAAAACUUUACAGAAUAAAAAUUCAAUAUUUAUUAGGGAAUGUAAUAGGUUUAUGUUGAAAGACAAUAUACAUUUUAUAUUUUUUUCAUCACAGUUGCCUUGUGGAGAUGCUUCUAUAUUUCCUAAAAGUGAGGAAGAACAAUAUGGUGAUAUUUUACAGAAUAAUAAACGUAAAGCAGACAAUGAUGAAUCUGAAAUAGAAGAGAAAAGAUCUACAUUGAGUGAUAUUCAUAGAACAGGUGCGAAGUGCCUUCCACAAAAUGAGCAGGAUGGUAGAGGAUGUGGAGUUCAGUAUCAUUUGCUAGGGCAAGUGCGCACAAAGCCUGGCAGAGGAGAUAGGACUUUAUCAGUAUCUUGUAGUGACAAAAUGGCUAAAUGGAUUCACAUGGGGCUCCAAGGCAGACUAUUGGACUUGUUUUUAGUUGAACCUAUUUUUAUUACUAGAUUUAUAUUUGGUAGUGGAGUUCCUUAUUCAGAAGAGUCUUUGAAUAGAGCACUACUGAAAAGAGAUCCUAAACAAUCUGUUAUAGCUAAAUUUGUACCAGAAUUUGUCCAGACAUCUGUCAUAUUUCCACAUGUAAAAUCAGAGAAAACUGUAAGGCCCGCAGCAGGAAGCAUUAUUUGGACAAAAGCUAGAGAUGGGUUAUCAGAAGUUGCUGUGCAAGGAAGAAGACAAGGUGUCACCAAGAAAAAAGCAAUAUCAUUAAGUUGUUCACUAAGUAUAAGCAAAUACAACAUGUAUAGGAAAUUCCAAGACAUAUUAUGUAAAGAUGAGCAUCUGCGUGAAAGUAUUGCCAGUAACAUUGACAUUCCAUAUAAUACAAUGAAAGAAAAAGCAACAAGAUAUGAUAAGAACUGGCAGUUUGUUAAAAGUAUUUUUUUUAAAACAUGGACCAUUAAGCCUGAUAUCUGGGAUUUUAGAGUGAAUGUUAUAUGAGCAAUAUGUUAUAUGACGUACCCCGGAAAGGACCUCCGGCGCACAAUGAUCUGACGUAAUAUGUAUGCAGGUAUAAGCGCAUUAAGGGUUAAGUAGAACAAAUGGGUGCAUGUCAAACUACGCCCACGAACAAUACGGAAGAUUAAGUGCUUAUUAGUUAUUGAUUACGGGUUAUUUUGUGCCUCUGUAAUGCACUGCCUCACAAGAACUCGCGUUGUUAG